AUGAAUGACACCACUGUCAUAUUCUCUCUUGCUGUCUGCCUUAUCCCUUUUUCUUGUCUCAACGCUGGCUCUCCCUCCCCAGGUCUGUCUGUCCCAGGUGCCGCCAUGUCGUCCAGCAGCUCGUCCAGCUCCAGCUCCAGCUCGGACAGCUCCGGCAGCUCGUCCGACUCGUCCUCGUCCGACACGGAGCAGUCGGCCGGCUCGCAGCGCUCCACCCGCCGCUCGCCCGGCAAAAGCCCCAAACCGCAGCCGGAACGGCGCAAAUCGUCGGGCGGCUCCGCGCCGGCCAAACCCACCAGGUCCGAGGCGCAGUCCAAGUCCGCCAGCCGGAAGGCCAGCUCCGCCACCGGGUCAGCUGCGGGACGCUCCGCCGCCUCGGCGACCGCCGCCCGCGCGCCGCCCAAGAGUCCGGUGCGCCGGGCGGCCGCCGACUCCAAGGCAGCCAAGAAGAGCAUCUUCAGCCCGGACGAGAGCAGCGCCAGCGAACCAGAGACGGCCAGCAAGCCGACCGCCAAGGCGCCGCCCAAGAAGGCUGGCCGCAAACCCAACGGGCCGGCCAAAAACUCGUCGCUGUCGUCCUCCAGGGCCUGCUCAGGCGCCGACAGCGGCUCGUCAUCCGCUGCCGAGGAGCCCGAUGGCGGCGCCGCGCCGUCCACCCGGCUGCCGGCGGCGGCGGCCCCUGCGCGGCCCGCCGCCGGCAGCUCGGCCACGCCGGCGGCGGGCUCCUCGGACAGCGAGGCGGUGCGGCGGCGCACGCGCAGCACCCGGCCGUCGCGCUCGCAGCUGAAGCGGAGCGCCAUCUACAACACCGACUCGGAGUCGGAGACCGCGGACAGUCAGCAGGGCACCAAGGGCCCGCGCAAGAAGAAGCGUCUGGGGGGCAGCGGACCGGCGCCGCCGCGGCCGGCCGCCGAUCAGCCGCCGCCGCAGCGGCCGCCCACCAUGGGCGAGGGCUCGUGCCCCGUGCCGGGCUGUGACAGCAGGGGACACCUCAGCGGCCUCUACGAACGACACUUCAGCCGCAUCGCCUGUCCCGUCUUCCACCGCACCACGGACGCCCAGGCCAAGGACCACCAGCUGGAGCGUGAGAUCCGCGCCUCGGACCGCCAGAAGGCGCUCAACAAAUACCGCAGCGGCCAGGUGACUCCCGAGCAGAAGAGCUAUGUGUCGCGCAUCACCGGCCAGCGGCGGCAGUCGACAGAGAACAUGGACCGAAAGCCCGAGGUGAUAGACGAUGACCGGUCGCGGGAGAUCGACCUGGACAACCUGGCGCCCAGCUACGACCUGAUGCUGUUCAGGGAGGCGCAGGCGGCCGCCAGCGCCCAGAUCGAGGACAACCUGCGUAACCUGCCCGACACGCCGGGCCUGCACUCGAUCGAGAUGGGCCGCUUCGAGAUGGAGGUGUGGUACCAGUCGCCGUACCCAGAGGACUCUGCGCGCGGCUCGAAGAUGUUCAUCUGCCAGUACUGCCUCAAGUACCUGCGCUGCCGCACCUCGCUCGAGCGGCACAACGCCAAGUGUGUGUGGCGCUUCCCGCCGGGCGAUGAGAUUUACAGGAAGGACGCUCUCUCUGUGUUUGAGGUGGACGGCCGCCGGUUCAAGUCCUACUGCCAGAACCUCUGCCUCCUCGCCAAGCUGUUCCUGGACAACAAGACGCUGUAUUUCGACGUCGAGCCGUUCCUGUUCUACGUGAUGACUGUGGCCGACUCGGAGGGGUGCCACGUGGUCGGCUAUUUCAGCAAGGAGAAGAACUCGUUCCUCAACUACAACGUGUCGUGCAUCAUGACGCUGCCGCCGUACCAGCGCCAGGGCUACGGCCGUCUCCUGAUCGACUUCA
Molecule: messenger RNA, 1837 nt
Organism: Amphibalanus amphitrite
Lineage: Eukaryota; Metazoa; Arthropoda; Thecostraca; Balanomorpha; Balanidae
Product: histone acetyltransferase KAT7-like
Exons: 9
Biological process (GO): regulation of DNA-templated transcription
Cellular component (GO): nucleus
Molecular function (GO): histone acetyltransferase activity; zinc ion binding
Source: RefSeq, a predicted model, not a curated record